AUGUUGCGAUUUUACAGGAGUUUCUCUGCUUGCAGAGCGGUGCUAAACAAUGGCAAGACAAUCAAUCCAUUCGAUAAGUUGGCUGACAAGCAGAGUCUUCUGACGACUGGUAUGAUGUCAGGGUUUGGUAUGAGACAGGACAAGAAAUCUAACAUCCUAGUCAGUGCAGAAGAUAUGCAGCUACGAGAGGAGGCGUUGGAGACGCCUAUUAGAGGUGUUCAGGCUGGUAGAACAGUUGGAGUGAUAAAUGGGGAUACUGCUACUGCAGUGAGAAGAUUGACCACUAAACUGAUUGCUAAUGGGGUGCCCAUGGAUAAGAGAAAGCAGAGGUUCCACAUGAAGCCCGGUAAAGCUGCGGAAUUAAAGAGAUCUCAACGCCAUAGACGUGAUUUCAAGAAAGGUUUCAAGAGACUCAUCGAGAUUGUCAAGGAUGCCAGAAGGAAAGGUUACUGA
This is a messenger RNA of Nakaseomyces glabratus, 453 nucleotides long. RefSeq names its product mitochondrial 37S ribosomal protein bS21m (gene MRP21). Gene Ontology annotation, biological process: mitochondrial translational initiation; translation. Lineage: Eukaryota; Fungi; Ascomycota; Saccharomycetes; Saccharomycetales; Saccharomycetaceae. Gene Ontology annotation, cellular component: mitochondrial small ribosomal subunit; ribosome. Gene Ontology annotation, molecular function: structural constituent of ribosome. The record is from RefSeq and is a predicted model, not a curated record.